UCAGCGGAAAGAACCAAUGAAGUUGGCUUUGUCAUGUGAUCAGCUGUGUCCAAUCACAGCUGAUCGCUGAUCAUCAGUGUAUCCCCAUCAGUGCCACCUGUCAGUGUCCAUCAAUGCCACCUGCCAGUGCCCAUCAGUGCCACAUCAAUGCCACAUAUCAGUGCCUACCAGUGCACAUCAAUGCCACAUAUCAGUGUCCAUCAGAGAGCUGCCUUUCAGUGCCGCCUAUCAGUGCUGCUAAUCAGUGCCAGUCAGUGCUGCCUGUCAGUGCCACCUAUCAGUGGCCAUCAGUGCUGCCUAACAGUUCCGGUCAG
Staurois parvus is the source of this 314-nucleotide messenger RNA. The record is from the annotation of a GenBank genome assembly. Lineage: Eukaryota; Metazoa; Chordata; Amphibia; Anura; Ranidae.